AUGUCGCGCCUUACAGUGACGAAUGGCGACGCUAGGCCUAUCGAACAAACUUCUGGCCCAAUCCGAUCUUCGAGUCCUAAAGGCCCUCGCGCGUCAUCUGUUCCGCUCGUUCCUUCCGAGUUAACUGUCGGUGUCGUCUAUUCAACCGAAAUGACCAGCCACUUUUCACUUCAGGACCAUCCAGAGCAGCCUGCUCGUAUUGCUCAUAUCUGGAAUACCCUCAUUGCUAAUAAAUGCAACGCAAAGAUGAAAUGGCUCCCCAUUCGUCCAGUUCAUAAGCAAGAAGCUCUGCUAGUUCAUAGCGAGGAUCAUUGGGACAAAGUACAGGCCAUUCAAUAUAUGACCCCCCAACAGAUCAUUGACUCGGAGGCUUAUUACGAAACGCUUUCUUUAUAUGUCAUGCAAGGAACUACAAGAUCUGCUCUUCUCAGCUGUGGUGGUGUCAUAGAAGCAUGCCUGGCAGUGGCCACUCCAGAUUCGUCAUUGAAAAAGGCCCUCGCGAUAGUUCGACCCCCAGGUCACCAUGCUGAACCAAACGAGCAUAUGGGCUUCUGUUUCUUCAACAAUGUAUCUGUUGCCGCCCGUGUUGUACAGGAACGCUUGAAAUUAAAGCGAAUACUCAUAUUAGAUUGGGAUGUUCACCAUGCAGGCAAUGGAACUCAAAAGGCCUUCAACAAUGACCCUAGUGUUCUAUACAUAUCAUUACACCGCUAUGAAGAUGGUCGAUUCUACCCAUGCAGUACGUUUGGUGGCAUGCAGUCAUGUGGAGAGGGAGCAGGACUCGGAUUCUCUGUGAAUAUACCUUGGCCUGAGAAAGGGAUGAAAGAUGCCGACUACAUACACGCCUUCCAGAAGAUUGUGAUGCCAAUAGCCAUGGAAUUUGCGCCUCAACUUGUGAUCAUCUCCGCCGGAUUUGAUGCUGCAGAAGGCGACGAGUUGGGCGAGUGCCAUGUCAGCCCAGCUGGUUACGCACAUAUGACCCAUAUGUUGUCAGGGUUAGCAAGUGGAAAGGUUGUCGUCGCUCUAGAGGGAGGUUAUAACAUAAAUGCAAUUGCGAAAUCAGCACUCGCAGUGACGCAAGUCCUCCUGGGUGAAGCACCACCGGAACUGCCCCCUAUGACGGCGGGUGAGUCUGCGACAGAAACAGUAUGGCUCGUAGCCAAAGAGCAGAGUAAGUACUGGAAAAGUGUGAAUCCCAAAGCUUGUGAACCCCGAAAAGACGUUGAAUCCGCUACUUUCUCGAUACCCGAAAUAUUGAAGGCGCAUCGCCAACACUACCUAUUUACCAAUUAUGACAUGAUGCAGAUCCCUUUACUUUCUGACUACCUCGAUGGCCGGUUUUCAAAUCAAAUCAUGUGCACACCAGACUUAUUGGACAACAAGACCAUGGUCAUCUUCAUACACGAAUUUGGAAACCUACGGACGGAGCUGGAGUCAUCCGCAACAUGCAACCUAGAAUUGGAACGAUCGUACUUGGUCGAUUUUUCGAAAGACUUCAUAGCGUGGGUCAAAAAGCAAAGAUAUUCUUUGCUCGAUAUCAAUCAGUUCCCAAAGCCCUUUGCGGCGCCUACUAGACGCUCGCAAGCACCAAAGGACCCCACAAAAGAGGUGUUGGUGUAUCUGUGGGAUAACUAUGUCCAACUUUCGAACGCAGAGAGAGUCGUCCUGGUCGGACAUGGACCUGGUUGCCAAUCAAUGAUAGAUCUCGUUGAUCACAGAUGGAUGUUAGGAAACAAACUGAUAAAGGCUAUCGUACAAGUUGUGGGGAAUUCCAAAGUUCCAACGGUUCCGAAGUCUGAAGAAUUCAAAGCAUGGUAUUCAAAGCACUCUCUCGUAGCCGUUCCUUCAAGUCACCCUGUAUAUGGUAACACCUCUCAAGGAAAAAAGGAUGUGCGUCGACAUGGCAAUGUCAUAGCCCUUGAUGAAACACAGCCCAUAAAGCUGAUCAUGGAAGCUCUUCCGGCUAUUCAGGAUUAUGUUCAGAAGGAAUUAGCUCGGUAUCCACUUAAAAAUGCAACCGCUCGGACGAAUAAUGUUGUGCAAUAG
Messenger RNA from Desarmillaria tabescens, 2046 nucleotides. Its product is annotated as histone deacetylase complex protein. The coding region runs from base 1 to 2046 and encodes 681 amino acids. Gene Ontology annotation, cellular component: histone deacetylase complex. The record is from RefSeq and is a predicted model, not a curated record. NCBI's taxonomy places the organism in Eukaryota, Fungi, Basidiomycota, Agaricomycetes, Agaricales, Physalacriaceae. The transcript is spliced from 17 exons. Gene Ontology annotation, molecular function: histone deacetylase activity; transcription factor binding. Gene Ontology annotation, biological process: negative regulation of transcription by RNA polymerase II.